GUGGGCGUGCGUCAGUAGAUAAAGAGCCGUUCUGCCAGAGCUGCAGGAGUCACUUUCUGAACCAGUACUUCAUCUGCAGCGUCUCUUCCACUCUUUAACCCAAACAUGGCCAGAAGCUUCGGAAGCAACAGACGAAAUGAUGAGGAGCUGAGGAUAGUGAUGGUGGGGAAGACCGGGUCCGGGAAGAGUGCCACUGGAAACACCAUCCUGGGACGGCAUUGCUUUGAGUCAAAGUUCAGUGCAAUUUCCAUGACUGUGGACUGUUCCAAGGGCAAAACCACGGUGGAUGGGCAACAGGUCGCUGUUAUCGACACCCCGGGCCUGUUUGACACCAGGUUCGGCCUGGAUAAAACAACACAAGAUGUCUGCCAGUGCAUCGCUUACGCUGCUCCUGGACCUCACGUGUUCCUGGUGGUCAUCAGUCUGGGAAGAUACACUGAAGAGGAAAAGCAGACGGUGCAGAAAAUUCAAGAAAUCUUUGGCCAGGCUGCAGACAGGUACAGCAUGGUCCUCUUUACUUGCGGGGACCAGCUUGAAGGCACCAUUGAAGACUUCUUGGGGGAGAGCCCAGACCUGCAGGAACUUGUGCACAGAUGUAACGGCCAGUACCACGUCUUCAACAAUAAGCUGAAGGAUCGCUCUCAGGUCACUGACCUGCUCCAGAAGAUCCGAAAUAUAGCCCAGGAGAACGGAGGAAGCCACUACACCAACGAGAUGUUCCAAGAGGCUGAGAGAGUAGUUGAAGAGAAGAAACAACGUAUCCUGAAAGAGAAAGAAGAGCAAAUACGCAAAGAGAAAGAGAAACUGGAGAAGAAACUACAGAAAAAAUAUGAAGAAGAGAUGAAGAAAUUGAGUGAACAACUCCAGGCUGACAGAGAGAGGGAGAAGAAAGAGAGAGAGGAGGAGAUUAAGAGAGAGAAGCAGCAGAUGAUUGAGGAGAGAAAGAGGGAGAUGAAAGAGAAAGAGGAGGAGAUGAAGAGAGAAAGAGAGAUGAUGGAGAGGGUGAGACAGAUUGAGACAAUGGAAAGAGAAGCAGAGAGGAAAAGAGAGGAAGAGAAGAGACAGAGGGAGAUUGAAAAUCUGAAGAACGUUUUCCAGGAACAGCGUGAGAGAGAAGGGAAAAAUGAACAAGAAAGGUUGAGACUGCAAACACUGAAUUCCAUGAAGGAAAUGCAUGAACAACUCCAGGCUGACAGAGAAAGGGAGAGGAAAGAGAGAGAGGAGGAGAGGAAGAGAGACAAGGAGCAGAUGAAUGAGGAGAAAAAGAGGGAGAAGGAAGAGAAAGAAGCGGAGAAAAAGAGAGACAGGGAGGAGAGAGAAAAGGAAAUGGCGAAAAUUAAAGAACAGCAUGACAGAGAACUGAGAGAAGAAGUAAAACGGAUGCAGUCAGAGCAUGAAAGAAAAGCCAGAGAGGAAGCGGAGGAGUCCAAUCCACUCUAUUAUCUGGUAAAAGCUGGAGAAUGUGUAGUUGAGGGAGUCAAAAAGGUGGGCGAAGGAAUCAGUAACGUGGGAAAGUGGAUAAAGGCCUGUUUCAAGAGUUCCUGAAACAACAAAACAUAUCAUCCACAGAAUUACAGCAAAUGUCAGAGAGUUACAUUGACUUUGAGAUUCAUUUUAACUCUAAACUGGUGUUUAUGUUGUUCCCAAUCUUGUCAGUGUUACAUAAACACUCAACAAAGUGUUAACAAUUUAACUCGGAAGUGUAAAAAAUGAAUCUGCUCAGUGUUAAAUACAGUAGAGUUAAAAGUCCUUGACACUGGAAAAUUAACUUUAAGAAUUUUUCUGUGUACAAUCAUAUUAUACACGCACAUUGAAAUCUUUGUUCAUUAUUCUUUUGUUAAGGCCUAAGGAGGUAUUCAGUGUGUAAAAUGUUUAAAUAUCACACAUAUCACACUAACAAAUUGCAGCACUUAAAUUGUACUUAUGGCACUAAUAACAAGGUGUUAAACCGCUCGUUUGAUGAAAUUACACUUUCUUGUUUAGUUAGUAAUUAGUAUCUUUAUGGUUGAAAUGCACUUAU
Pungitius pungitius (ninespine stickleback) is the source of this 2020-nucleotide messenger RNA. RefSeq names its product GTPase IMAP family member 4-like. Gene Ontology annotation, molecular function: GTP binding. The record is from RefSeq and is a predicted model, not a curated record. NCBI's taxonomy places the organism in Eukaryota, Metazoa, Chordata, Actinopteri, Perciformes, Gasterosteidae. Bases 106 to 1545 code for a protein of 479 amino acids. The transcript has 2 exons.